CCCCCGCUUGGCGGCCCUCCGCCGUCUGCAGGGCCUCACCGCGCUGCGCCAGCGCCCUCCACCCCCGCCCCGGGCUCCCCCAGCCGCAGAAACGGGAUGGGCCUGAGCCCCGCCGCCCACGAAGAGAGCAGGCGCCACCUCUCUCGCUUCCCCAGGCCGCGCCCCAAACCCGCCCCGCGAGCCACAGAAAAAUCAUCUCAAGCGUUGGUCCAGCUCUCUGCCAAGGAGCGGCAGCAGGGAACUUCAGAGCUGAGCAGAAGAGUCCAGGAGGGGGAGAAGCCCAUAGUUAACUUGGAGACCACACCCAACCAGAAAAGAGCAGAGUCGAAUUCAACCCCAAAGCCUGAGAGCUCAGGGAAAUUAACAAAGCAAGCCACUGAGGGCAAACCAAGACCCAGACCCGGAGACCUGAUUGAGAUUUUUCGAAUUGGCUAUGAGCACUGGGCCAUCUAUGUGGAAGAUGAUUGCGUGGUGCAUCUGGCUGCCCCGAGUAAGGGUGAGGAAUUUGAGGUGGGCAGCAUCACUUCCGUCUUCAGCAACCGCGCCGUCGUGAAGUAUAGCCGCCUGGAGGACGUGCUGCAUGGCUGCUCCUGGAAGAUCAACAACAAGCUGGAUGGGACGUACCUGCCCCUGCCUGUGGACCAGAUCAUCCGGCGUACAAAAAAGAUGAUCAACAAGAUAGUGCAGUACAGCCUGAUCGAAAGGAACUGUGAGCACUUUGUCAAUGACCUCAGAUACGGUGUGCCCCGGAGCCAGCAGGUAGAGCACGCCCUGAUGGAAGGGGCAAAGGCUGCGGGAGCGGUCAUCUCAGCCAUGGUGGAGAGCAUAAGGCCCAAGCCCGUAACUGCCUGAAGGCGCUCAGGACUCCAAGCAGAGGAAGUACUCCUGCCAUCCGCAAGGACACGUGCCUCCUUGCCCCCCUUGCCUUCUCUCUCCAUAACCCCGCUCGAGAAAACUGUGUUCUUCUGGAAGAAUCUAGAAUGUAUCCAAUUACCCCUCCAGAAAUACAUCCAAUAUAUGUGAUCCUAGAUCUGUGGACUCGCGGGGUGAGACGAACCUAAUAUUUAUUAUUAUGCAUCCAUUAGGCUCCGGGCAACGUGCUGGGCGUUUCAUAGGCUUGUCUCAUCUCCCUCCCUGCGGGAAGGGCCUUGCUUGUUUCUCAGGCUGACUCGGGUCUGCGAUGUUUGGAUACCACCUACACCAGCCAGGAAACCCCUGCUUGAACAUUCCCAGGACCCGGGAGCUCUUUUUCAGAAGUCCUUGUUCUUGAACUAGAAAGUCUCCAGCUUUUUGCAUUCACGAGAAUCCUGCUCUUCCUGACCUGCAGCGCUGUGUGGG
Molecule: messenger RNA, 1338 nt
Organism: Zalophus californianus (California sea lion)
Lineage: Eukaryota; Metazoa; Chordata; Mammalia; Carnivora; Otariidae
Gene: PLAAT5
Product: phospholipase A and acyltransferase 5
Exons: 6
Coding region: 97-852 (251 amino acids)
Biological process (GO): N-acylphosphatidylethanolamine metabolic process
Cellular component (GO): cytoplasm
Molecular function (GO): glycerophospholipid phospholipase A1 activity; A2-type glycerophospholipase activity
Source: RefSeq, a predicted model, not a curated record